Boeremia exigua is the source of this 2175-nucleotide messenger RNA. RefSeq lists its product as uncharacterized. The transcript has a single exon. Lineage: Eukaryota; Fungi; Ascomycota; Dothideomycetes; Pleosporales; Didymellaceae. The coding region runs from base 123 to 1976 and encodes 617 amino acids. The record is from RefSeq and is a predicted model, not a curated record.
CCUCCUACGCUCUGUUCUUACUUCGCUCUCCUCUCCUACACCUUUCGUGACGCCGGUAAACCAAACCCGCACAGCACACAGUAGACGCGCCAUAUCCAGCCCUAUCAAGCCUCCUACCUGCAAUGGACGCAGCUCCCGCACUCACUUCUGAAGGCGCUCUCUGGGCCUCGACUCCACUCCUCGCCGCCGCCCAGCUCUGGCCCUGGCAUCCGCUGUGGGCUGCUGGCAUAUGGACUGCCUAUGGUGCAUGUGCUCUUACAUCGCAGGGAGAAGCAUGGCUCAAACCUCUCACCCUGUCUCCCUUGAACGCCAAAACGCACCAGCUGCGCACGGUAUACGAUCCUUCGGGCCUAGGAAACGCCACCGUCAGGGCACCCUCACGCAACAGCAGCAACAGCGUCAGCAGCAACAGUGUCUUGGUGACGUUUACUUCAGCCACUCCAGGUUCUGAAACCACAGAUAUUACCACCAAAGAUGACGGCUCCACAUCAGUCAGCCCAAACAACUCAGUAGGCACAGAUAGCGCUUUCAGCAUCGACAAGACUUCACCUACUACUUCCUUGUCAGAGCCUAUUCCAGCAGAAACGCCCAGCAGUCUAGAUACAGACAGCGCUUCCAACGCCAACAAGACUUCACCUACUACUUCCUUGUCGGAGCCUGUUUGGGCGGAGACGCCCAGCAGCCUGGAUACAACCACGACACCCAGCAGUCUGAAUGCAGCCACGACACCCAGCAGUCUGGAUACAGCCACGACACCCAACAGCUUUGCAAACGUCCCGCAAGAAAGUUAUAGCCAACAUCGAUCUAGUCGCGGAGAAACUGGCAAAGAGCAGAUACAAGAUCUUCCUUGGGGAUACUGGCCGACUUACGGAAUGCUGUUAGUGGCCGUGGCUGGUCUCGUGGCAUGGACACUUGGGGUUGAGAUAUCUCCCCUUGACACUCUUCAGCACGCGCAACAACGUGGCAGGCUCUGGUUCCAGCAGCUGUACCACCUGUUGUUCCAGAAACAGGUUCCUAACGGAGCAACGCAUCAUCACGAGAUAGCCUCAUCUCGAUUGGCCAACUUCAUAUGGGGAGGAAGGACACACCAGACUUAUAAUUGGAGAGCUAUCACGUUUAUCUUCCUGUGUACAGUAUUCGCCAUCUACCCAUUCUGGCGGCUCUCGUCGCUGAUCGAAAGGCUGCUCUCAGUAACAUGCCAAGCAAUUCUUACGCUUGUGAAUGGUUUGUCACAGCUCACAACCUGCGCCGUGACAACCUACCACAAUCCUCUUUCCAUGGAUGGAAGUUACCAGCCGACAUUCGUUUCCGAAUCGCGUACCGGCAUACUUUGCCGCUGGAUCGAAACCGCUGUCAUGAGCUUCCGCUCUAUACUCUUACCAGCCAAAUCCUCCGCUACAGCCCUCCAGCGCUGCUACACUGUAGCCUGGGACAAUCGCCUCUCAUACACGGGCUAUUAUGAGAUGGCGCACCAGACUGGCCCAACAGCGGCGUGGUGUAUGAGAAUCGAAUGGCUUGUUAUGCACUAUAGAGCGUUGGCGCGGCAAUUGAUGCCGUGGCUUGCAGUACCAAAGCAGACACUGGGUUAUGUGCGCCAAUUUCUCGGCUGCGUACCGUUCGUGCACAUGCUCAGCGGCAGUCUGUGUCCAGGCUGGGCGCAUGAGAUCAAUCGUGGAGUUUGCAUCUCGCUUCUGCGCGGAUUGUGUAUACUCAACCUCUUGGCUGUUAUGCAAUGGCAUGCGGUUCCUUCGCGAUCGAGAACUGGGCUUCAGACACGCUUUGUGGUUACGUGUCUGGUUAUUGUUCCUUUUGCAGCACUUGCAAUGUUGUCGUGGACCAUGCAUUUCUCAGUGCUCCAACAAGUCACGACGCUGGUUCUCGCACUGUUGAUUCUGUCUCCCUACCACGAGUCUCUAGGAACAAGAUGGAUUACUUUUCUUCGCCGCCUACACGUUAUACCAGCUAUUACGCGUUGACAAGGCGCUGGUUCUAGAGUAUAGAAAUAUCACAUAAUUUUAUCAGUAUAGAAGUAUAAAAUCAGGCUAGGGAUAAAUCCUCUUUCGGUUACAUUUGUUAUCUGACUACUACGCUAUUCUCCUCUUGAACGUUUCUAGGAUCCAUGUUAUUCAAGAUAUUUAAUUUAAUACUUGACUUAGUCUAGAUUUACUGUGCGAA